CUUAGUUUUGCCCUUUCUCUGCCCAGCUGCUGCUGGCUUUACUUGCUCGCUUGUGCUGGCCGCUGACCGUGAGACAGGUCGCGCCGCGGGUGAGUGGAGCCACGGCGCUCGGGGGACGCCAUUGGCUCGGGCGUAUGCCUUGGACAGUGGGGGCUUGUGAGAUGAGUGCUCUAGGGCGGGGACUUGCGGGCACUGAGCCCCAGCAAUAUCCUGAGGCAGACCGCCAGAGUGUCGGAAUACUUUAAAACGGCUGAAACCUCUAAAACUUUUGAACCGGGAAAGGGGGCGCGCAUUAUCUGUCUCGUUGCUUGCGGGUUGCGGGUCUCUUUGUCUCCCUUUGUUGCGCUUUUCGCCCCGCUUGGCGGGUUCUUCUUUCUGACUGUGUUCGCUGUCUUUGCCUUAGUCGGGGCGGUGCCUUGCCAUUUCUCUCCCGAGCUGGUCCUGAAGCGCCGGCUCUUCCUUUGGUCGUUCUUGGUUCCUGGAGACAAUGUGAGAACUUCGAUCACCAAGUGGGUCAGUGUCUGCUUUGCUACUUUCCCCAGGUCGAUCGCAAGACACUUCGAGGGGGCAGCUGCAUGUGACGAGGGUGCGAGCAGUGACGUCGUCGUAGUUCUGCAAGCACUCGCGCCUGAGUCUUCGCCGCGUGAUGCUGAUGCAGGGGGAGCAGGGGAGGUUGCACCUACAGCCACGCAGGUUACUACUCUCACAGAAGACGCUCCUGUGCGCCCGUGGUUAAGAAUCGUCCAAGCAGCUCCCUGAAGAUCUUAAAUUACUAAACUUCGAAAGGCCUACUCUUCUAGGGGCCCUUUUCGUGGUAGUAAUUUCCGGCUCGGGAGGCUGUGGCAAUCCUCUUUCAUCUGUGGCUGAUACGUAUCUUUACGAGCCGCAGUACGUGCGGACUGUCUCUCUCUCUGCGUCUGGUGUGAAGGACGUCCUGAACCCUCUCAGGAGCGCACAGAUGUCAUAUCUGUUACCAGUGGGAGGCCUAGGAGCUGACGUCAAGGCGCAUAUUUCUUCGUACUUAGGUGAGGGCUUGGUGACUUUGUACGAGGAAUUCUCUUGCCUGUUUUUUUACACCACAUUCGUUCGUGACUUCGGGAUCAGUCCAGUGCCACGAAGUGGCGUUCAACAACUCGCGAUGCCUGAGGAGAACAAAGCUCAGGGGGUCAGAAGAGGGGUCAUCGUUGGGAAUGACCUUCGUUUCAGUGCCAUGAUCGAGCCCAUCACGAAGACGUCUAAGAUUAUAGACGACCAAGAAUCUCCUGGGUACACGAAGACGUGGUAUCUUGGCUGGUCCAAGGCCUACAGAAGAACUGCCGAACAUUUGCAGGAGCUCUAUGAGACCGAACAAAAAAAGUGGAGAUCAAGCGCACCAUAUAGGCCGUGCUUUGUUUGGUUCUUUGAAUCCGCGGCAGAAAAAAAAGCACGAACGCCGUUAGCUCUGAUGCUGAUAAGAUAUGAAGCGCCGAAUAUGUAUCUCGAGCCAAACCAAGGCCAUAAUAUAGCUCAUCACAAGUGUCGAGUUCGUGCGCUGUUCUAUCUGAGUCAUGCUGGUGGGCAAACUACAUACGCUGCUACUACUGAGCAAGGACUUCGACAAUAGACAACCAAAAUUACCUUCGAAAUCGCGUCUCCAUGACGGUGAUUGUUCGAGUGGGACGCAUAUCCCAACUGUUUACUGUUUAGAAGUAGUGACACUAGUGUUCUUCGGAUACAUAACUGGCGGCGAAGUCAAGAUGCUCAUGCAUGUGUCGCAACAUCAGAGUCGUG
Amoebophrya sp. A25 is the source of this 1770-nucleotide messenger RNA. The record is from the annotation of a GenBank genome assembly. Lineage: Eukaryota; Dinophyceae; Syndiniales; Amoebophryaceae.